ACUCGUUUCCAGGCGGAGGGAUAGGGUGCGGGUGGCGCUGCGACCCUGCCUGGCUCCGCGCGGGUCGGGGGAGGGGCGGGCGGCUCCGGACCUGCCGCCAUGGACGAGGCCUACGACGUGAUCGUGCUGGGCACCGGACUGAGCGAAUGCAUCCUGUCGGGGAUCAUGUCGGUGAACGGGAAGAAGGUUCUGCACAUGGACCGGAACCCCUACUAUGGCGGGGAGAGCUCCUCCAUCACCCCCCUGGAGGAGCUGUAUAAACGCUUCGGGCUCCCCGAGGGGCCCCCUGAGUCCAUGGGGCGCGGCCGGGACUGGAACGUCGACCUGAUCCCCAAAUUCCUCAUGGCCAACGGCCAGCUGGUGAAGAUGCUGCUGUACACGGAGGUGACUCGGUACCUGGACUUCAAGGUGGUGGAGGGGAGCUUCGUCUACAGGGGGGGGCAGGUACACAAGGUGCCCUCCACCGAGACCGAGGCCCUGGCGUCCAAUCUCAUGGGAACGUUCGAGAAGCGCCAGUUCUGGAAGUUCCUCGUCUUCGUGGCCAAUUUUGACGAGAACGAGCCCCAGACGCUGGAGGGGGUCGACCCCCAUGGGACCCCCAUGCGGGACGUGUACGAGCACUUCGAGCUGGGGCAGGACGUGAUGGACUUCACGGGCCACGCGCUGGCCCUGCACCGCACCGACGAUUACCUGGACCAGCCCUGCCUAGAGACCAUUAACCGAAUCAAACUGUACAGCGCGUCACUCGCUCGCUAUGGGAAGAGCCCCUACCUCUACCCGCUCUAUGGGCUGGGGGAGCUGCCCCAGGGGUUCGCCAGGCUCAGCGCGAUUUAUGGAGGCACCUACAUGCUGAACAAGCCCGUGGACGAGAUUGUCAUGGAGAACGGGCGGGUCGUGGGGGUCAGAUCGGAGGGGGAGGUGGCGCGGUGCAAACAGCUGAUCUGCGACCCCAGCUACGUGCCCGAGCGAGUUCGCGGGGCCGGCCGCGUCGUCCGUGUCAUCUGCAUCCUGAGCCACCCGAUCCGUGGGACCAGCGAGGCCGGCUCCUGCCAGAUCAUCCUGCCCCAGAACCAGCUGGGCCGCAAGUCGGAUAUCUACGUCUGUCUGGUUUCCUGGGCCCACAACGUGGCUGCGCCCAGGAAGUUCAUUGCCAUUGUCAGCACCACGGUGGAGACGUCGGAGCCGGAGCGGGAGGUGGAGCCGGCACUGCAGCUUCUGGAGCCCAUCGACCAGAAGUUUGUGGCCAUCAGUGACUUGUACGAGCCCAUGGAUGAUGGCACAGAAAGCCAGAUUUUCUGCUCCCGGUCGUAUGACGCCACCACCCACUUCGAGACGACCUGUGACGACAUCAAGGACAUUUACCGGCGCAUGGUCGGCGCCGCCUUCGACUUUGAGAGCAUGAAACGGCACCAGAGCCACGUCUUCGGGGAGGAUGAGCAGUGACAC
This is a messenger RNA of Gopherus flavomarginatus (Mexican gopher tortoise), 1446 nucleotides long. Its product is annotated as rab GDP dissociation inhibitor alpha-like. The record is from RefSeq and is a predicted model, not a curated record. Gene Ontology annotation, biological process: small GTPase-mediated signal transduction; protein transport; vesicle-mediated transport. Lineage: Eukaryota; Metazoa; Chordata; Testudines; Testudinidae. The transcript is spliced from 11 exons. Bases 100 to 1443 code for a protein of 447 amino acids. Gene Ontology annotation, cellular component: cytoplasm. Gene Ontology annotation, molecular function: Rab GDP-dissociation inhibitor activity.